Necator americanus (New World hookworm) is the source of this 354-nucleotide messenger RNA. RefSeq lists its product as uncharacterized. The transcript has a single exon. NCBI's taxonomy places the organism in Eukaryota, Metazoa, Nematoda, Chromadorea, Rhabditida, Ancylostomatidae. The coding region runs from base 1 to 354 and encodes 117 amino acids. Gene Ontology annotation, cellular component: site of double-strand break; condensed chromosome; nucleus. The record is from RefSeq and is a predicted model, not a curated record. Gene Ontology annotation, molecular function: single-stranded DNA binding; histone H3K36 methyltransferase activity; double-stranded DNA binding. Gene Ontology annotation, biological process: DNA integration; double-strand break repair via nonhomologous end joining; DNA double-strand break processing.
AUGCGUCUCGAAAAUCACACUCAUAUUCGCCAAAUUAUGCUCUACCACUACGAGAAAGGAUGGACCUCAGCCCAGACAUUUCGCGAUCUCAACGAACUUUUUGGCAAAGGAACAAUUACUGAUAGUGCAGUACGGAUGUGGUUUAUUCGCUUUAAAUCAGGUGACACUAGUUUGGAGGGUAAAGAAGGAAGAGGUCGGCCAUCGGAUUUUGAUGGUCAAGCACUUCUGAAAGCCGUGGAAGAGGACGAAAGCCUGACAACGCGAAUGCUGGCUGAAGACUUUAACGUCAAUCAAUCAACGAUCGUUCGACGCCUGAAGAAGCUUGGAAAGGUAUGGAAAUUGGCCUCGCCUUAA